CUUUCAUAUUGGUCUCUUUCAGCCAACCGACUCAGUUGCAGCUGAAUCCUCUGCCCAACUAAGAACUCUCGGGUGACUACAGGGAUAGCCAGGGUGCAACGAUGUUUACCAGGUUGGUCGGCCACAGGUGCCUCACCACAACAUGGAGCCUGGGAGCUCUGCCAAGGAACCCCUACACGAUAUUAACCCAGGCAAGGAGAGCACCUUCCUCCAAAGGAAAAGUCUGCGUGAAUAGCAAGGCUGCUUCUCAAAGAGCAUUUUCAGGUCAUGGCACAUUCCGAAAUGAGAAAAGACCUACUGAGUUUGACAAAAAGAUACUGCUGUGGACAGGGCGGUUUAAAAAAGAAGAGGACAUCCCAGCACUCUUGUCAGUUGAGGUGCUCAAGACUGCUCAAAACAAGUUGCGGAUCCGAAUAUGCUACAUCAUGAUCGCAUUGACUUUGCUCGGAUGCGUGGCCAUGGUCAUCUCUGGCAAACAGGCCGCUAAAAGAGAAGAGUCGUUGUUAAAGAUUAAUCUAGAGAAGAAAGCUCAGUGGAGAAUCGAGAGAGAGAAGGAACGGGAAUCCACAGCUGCAAAAAUGGAAUGACCACGACAAUGAGAAUCCUUGCAGGCGACGAGUGAUACAUGUGUGGUGUGAACAAACCUUUGCUCCUUCAACCUUGAGACUCAGGUGUCAACCUUAUGCUUGCUAUUGUCUAUCUGGAGAAACUAGCGAAGCCCAGAAGGUAGCAGUUCUCAAGGCUUCAGUAUUUCAUUUGAAAGUGUCCUUAACCUGGCUGGCCACUGAAAAUGUUGUUCUGUUCCAGACCUGAGUUGGCCGAUGGAGAACCUAUGGACCCAAGUGACAGCUGCUGAUGUCAGGAUAACCAACCUUGAAAUUUGGAGGCAAAUAAUCAGCCUGUGGAACAUUACAAGAUCAAACAUCACUCUGCACGUCUUUGCAUUGUCCAUCUAUGCCCAACUCUACCCUCUCCAUACACUCACAAAUAAUUAGUUAAUAACGUUCAUUCCUCUGUAUAUAAUAAAUGAUGACAGUCUGUAAAA
Molecule: messenger RNA, 1045 nt
Organism: Elgaria multicarinata webbii
Lineage: Eukaryota; Metazoa; Chordata; Lepidosauria; Squamata; Anguidae
Product: protein FAM162A-like
Exons: 4
Coding region: 102-587 (161 amino acids)
Biological process (GO): positive regulation of release of cytochrome c from mitochondria; cellular response to hypoxia; neuron apoptotic process
Cellular component (GO): mitochondrion
Source: RefSeq, a predicted model, not a curated record